GUUGUUGCACUAAAUUCUUUAUCUGGAGUUUGAGGGUUCUGAUCUGCGAUAAAGAGCCAGCUCAGUAGCAAAGAACUGUGAAAUUUCACAAUAAUUUGGCUCACAUUUAGAAGUAGAGAGGAUAUGUAUCGACGUGGACGGGACAUCAACCGCCGAAGCAGAACAUUCAGCCGUACGAGAGUCGCAAUACACACGAUUUGAUACCAGUCAAUUCAACCAACGUGCAUUUCGUCUGCUAUUAUAACCAACCUGAGCUGAGCCGAGUUAGCUGAAGCAGCAGUUGAAUUAUGGAUUCAAGUAAUGCAAAUACAAGGAACGACAUGAAGGAGUUCUGGGAGGGGCAUUCCGCAGAGGGUAGCCUGGAGGAGAUGAUGCUGGACUCCAACGCUUCAAUCUUGACCAAGCAUGAACUACCAGAGGUGAUGGCUUUCCUCCCAGAAGUUAAGGGAAAGAGGAUUCUGGAGCUUGGCUCAGGGAUCGGCCGUUUCACCGGAAUUCUCGCCAAAGCCAGUGGUCAUGUGACGGCUGUCGACUUCAUGCCGUCGUUCGUAGAGAAGAACAGGGAGAUCAACGGUCACAUGGGGAACAUCGACUUCAAACAGGCCGAUGUGAUGGCCUUAGAUCUUCCUCUCAACAGCUAUGAUAUCAUCUUUUCCAACUGGCUCUUCAUGUAUCUGUCUAGUGAGGAGCUGCUUACACUCGCUGGUCGUCUCCUGGGCUGGCUUAAAGAUGGAGGGUUCUUAUUCUUCAGAGAGUCAUGCUUUCAUCAGUCAGGUGACAAGACUCGUAACUUCAACCCGACCCGGUACCGCAAUCCCCGGGACUACAACGCAAUAUUCCAGGGCACCGGCAACAGCGUGAACCAGAAUGAGGGCGUUCUUUCAGACGGCUUUGAAUUGAUCAUGUGCAGAAGUAUCCAGUCUUAUAUCAAGCUGAAGAACAACCCCAAUCAGUACUGCUGGCUGUGGCAGAAGACAAGGCAGGAUGUGGAGGCCAACCAUGGCUUCAAGUCAUUCCAGCAGUUCCUGGACAGCAGGCAAUACUCCCUCAACAGUAUCCUCAGGUACGAGAAGGUGUUUGGGGAGGGCUACGUCAGCACCGGUGGACCAGAGACCACGCAGGAAUUUGUCGAGCUGCUUGGCCUUCAAGAAGAUCAGACGGUCCUCGAUGUCGGGUGUGGAAUUGGAGGAGGGGAUUUCUACAUGGCAGACAAAUACAAUGUCAUUGUUGAUGGCAUUGACCUAUCAAGCAACAUGAUAGAGGUAGCAAUGGACAGAGCACAAGGACAAAACCAACCCAAGGUCAUCUUUGAAAUUGGUGACAUCACAAAGAGAGAGUACAGUCCCGAGUCGUUUGAUGUCAUCUACAGCAGAGAUACACUGUUACACAUCAGUGAUAAACCAGCCAUCUUCAGAAAGUUCCUGACGUGGCUGAGGCCUGGUGGUAAGCUGCUGAUAUCUGACUACUGCUGCGGUGAACUCCCACACAGCGAUGUCUUCAAGGCCUACGUGGCCCAGAGAGGGUACACCCUCUACACCCCGGCAAAAUAUGGACAGCUCUUGGAAGAAGCAGGGUUUGUGAGUGUAAAGGCUGAGGAUAGAACAUGGCAGUUCAAAGCCAUGCUACAGAAAGAACUCAACAGAAUGGUGGAUCCCAGCCUAGAUAUCCUCAAGGACUUCACAGAGGAAGACGUCAGGUCACUGCAGGACGGAUGGAGGAGCAAGAUCGAGCGCGUCGACGCCGGCAACCAGAAAUGGGGGCUCUUCUAUGCCGAAAAGAGUGCAUAGGCUUGUGAUGCACACAGUGGAAGGCAGCUUCCUGGUUCAUGUUCACAGGCAGUGGCGUAGUGAGGGGCAAAACGUUGAGGAGGCACCAUCCCCGUCGGUGGGGUUCCAGCCUUACUCGAUGGAUGAUGUGGAAAUUAACAAGGGCAUUGAUAAUAAUAAUAAUAAUAUUCCACUUUUAUAUAGCACCCGAUACAUUGAUACAACAAUGUGACUAAGUGCUUUUUAUUUUAGUGCUUUACUAUUUAUGGUUGUAGGGCAACAGGAUGGAGUGAAAGUAUCUGUGCAAUUAUGGGUACCUUUUUGUAUUGGACAUUCGAGGCAGCUUAUGGUAGCUUCAAAACAAAUCAAAUUGAUGAUAUAGCGUGAUAUAUCUCCAAUUCCCUUUAGAUGCUUCUGUAUAUCUAUUUCAAGUCUCAUGCCUGUAUACAUAUAUUAUUACUGUUUGUUGUGUGGUCACCAUGUACAUGGUAGGGAUAAAAUGAAAUAUAUUCAAAAGCGAAAACUCAAGUAUUUUAGACUUUUUAUAAAUUCCAAUUCAAGAACAUGAAGUGCCCUCGAUAAUAGAAAAUAUGAAUGAUUUGAAUCAACAUUUUGUGCCCUUUAAAAUAACUUGUACAAAAUAUUUUCAUAGAUGCUAACAGCUUUCCAUAAUUGUUAAGUCCAACUUAGAGAUAAGUUCAAAUUGGGAUCUUUGUGAAACACCCCCAGAUCGUGUAGAGGAACCAGAUGGUUCUUGUCUAGAGCCUUGGGAAUCAGCGAAGUCGGCAGAAGUCUGUAGGAAUAUCCAUUGAAGGAUGGGGUAGUAUUGAAAGCACUUGCUCAAGAAAGGAUGCUCAUGUAACCCAAAUCAGAAUUAGGUUUCCGCACAGGGUCUGAUCAUGCAAGCUAGGUUUUAUGUCAUCCUCCUUUCUCCUUAACCCUUAAAGAUGAAGUUGAGUUCUGGUCAUGCGAUUGCAUUGUGAAAGAAACGGUGUGGAACCGACCAGAAAAGGU
This is a messenger RNA of Strongylocentrotus purpuratus (purple sea urchin), 2780 nucleotides long. Its product is annotated as phosphoethanolamine N-methyltransferase 1. The transcript is spliced from 12 exons. The record is from RefSeq and is a predicted model, not a curated record. NCBI's taxonomy places the organism in Eukaryota, Metazoa, Echinodermata, Echinoidea, Camarodonta, Strongylocentrotidae. Bases 288 to 1787 code for a protein of 499 amino acids.